AUGCAUCCACAACACGAAAAUCCCCCUGUGGUCGUCGUUGGCGGCUUCCUGACCCGCAAUUCGACGAGCUACUGGGGCGACAUUCAGCAGUAUUUCACAGACGACAAUGCGCGCCAGAUUAUUAUUGCACCGGUCGGCGCAUGCAGCUCGCUACACGACCGAGCAUGCGAAAUCUUCUGGUCGUUGCUUGGUGGUCGCGUCGACUACGGCGCUCAGCAUGCACUCGAGCAUGGCCAUGGCCGCUAUGGGCGCAAAUAUGCCCAUGGGCUGUACCCAAAGUGGUCAGAGGAGCACCCGGUUCAUUUUGUCGCACAUUCGCUAGGUGGCCCGACCGUGCUCAAGCUGCUCUCGCUCCUCCAAGCCGGCUUCUUCGGCCCUCAAUACACACCCUCGCUUGUGCUUUCGCUCUUGUCCGUUGCUUCCCCUUACCAGGGCUCGCCCAUCGUCUACCUCUUGGGCGCCAGUCACCGCGCAGACGAGACCAAACUCCGCAGCUUCACCGUCGGCAGCCUCAUCUCAAAGUACAUUCACAUUUCCUCCUUUCUCCAUCCUCUCCUCGGCUCUUCAGCCAGCGGCGGUUUUGAUUUCCAACCAGACGCUCGCAACCUGGGCAUUUGGGCAGACGCCAACACGUCAAAGCUGACCAUCAACGAAAAUGCGUCGGCGGCGUCGAUGAGAAUCAAGGAUGGGAAACGGAGAACGUGGGGCGGACUGUUCAAGUCGAUGGGCACAUUGAUCUCCCAGCUUCGUACCUCUUCGUGGGCAGACAGUGCAGACUCUGGUUCGUACGAUGCCACGCUCCACGCUGCGCACAGUCGUCAGCUUGCAGGCGAGAAUGCCUUGCAAUCAUCCGUCUUUUAUGCCAGCUUCACCGGUUCCAUCACCUACCAGGACACCGAGUCGGUGGCGUAUGGCCUCCCUGGUCAUGGCCCACAAGUUCCGGCCGUCCAUCAUCGACCAGACAGACGGUUCAGAGGAGACCUGAUGCUCUAUGUCCUCAGCAAGAUGAUCGGCAGCUUUUCGUACAAGCUCGAGCCUGUCCCCGAGCAUCUCUUUGAACAACCACAAGAGGAGCGUCCCCGUCUCGAGGAAUCGUCCGUCCACGAGGAGAGGACGAGUUUGGACAAGAAGCGCAUGAGUAGGCGUCGUUUGACGAUGACCUCUGCACCAAGCGUUGCACCGAUUGCAGAGGAGCAUAAUGCCGUCCCGAUCAUCACUACGCCUUACAGACCCAGCCUCGAGAUCCGGCCGAGCCUGGACGUUCGUAAGAGCUACGAAAGCGAGGCGUUUGGCGGCGUGCCUAGACGUUCGACGUCUUCGACCUCGUGUGGUUCCUGCGAGUCUGGAUCCAGUGGAUACAGCUCGUCUAGAUGCUCGACGCCCUCUGGAUGCACUUGCUCCUCGAAUGGAUGUGACGACUGGGGUACACAAAACUCCCAAUCGUUUGGGGCUGGAAUCGAUAUUUCCAGGCCCUCGUCGCCUGCCAUGAUCAGUAUCUACAAGACACUCCCCUCGCCUAUUGCAGAAGAGGACCCAGGCAUCCCAAGCCCAGUUCAGCUUCUCUCGUUCUCGGAAGAAAUUCCCAAGCCCGAGGAUCAGGUGCAAAAAGCGGAAACAGUCUCGAUGGACGAGAUCAGCGUCAAGAAGCGACGACGUGAUGCAUCUAUCCGAUCUUCUAUGAUUGGACCCGAGGUUGCACUUGGAUUGGGCAUCCUCAGUCCCAAGGCGCAAAAAGUCCUUGGUGUCGAGACAUCUGCUCCUGCCAAGCCUGCGUCAGGGGAAGAGAAGAAGCCAGAGGUGAAGAAGGAGCGACCCAGUGGACAUUUCCGACGAUGGAGUUCGACAGACUGGUACGCUACCUGGGCCUCGCAGUGGACAGAGAAAAAGACUACACCUGCAACUGAAGAACACAUCAACGAGGAAGAGGACGGGACACAAGAGGCAUGGCGCAAGCUCAAUGGACUUCCAAGCCCAGCGGAUAAGAAGAAGCUGCGCAAGGAUUUAUGGGAAAAUGAUGGCGUCGUACCGCUUUUCAGCCAAUCUCAUCCCGCAGAAUGUGCAGAUGGACAUUGUGUUCACCACGGCACACUCAAUUUCGGGACAGACAAGCCUACGGCGCCGUUGCCUCCCCCCACCGUCUCCCAUCCCGUCCCACUUCUCCGUCUCCAAAUGCAAGCUCUACAUGGCCUUCCAAGAGGCACAGCGUCUACCUCGACGGAAACGGAGAGGCUGGCGCGUCCAAGCGAAGCUCACUCUCGCUCAAGCGACGAAGCACGUUGCUCAUCCUCGUCUUCAUGCUCUGCUACGAUGAGUGACAAUGAGAGCACGAGCUCGUUCCAUACGGCGCCUCAGAGCACAAGCACCAGCUCGACGUCGUUGCACACCGCACACUCGGUUCUCGAUCACGACUCUCACGACCAUAUUUAUUCUAGAAUGACAACUGGACGAGGUAGCGCAGACCACGUACGGAUUGGAACGCUAGAGCCGGGCAAGUGGCAUGUGUUCCAUACUCCGGGUCUCGCCCACAACGUCCUCGUUGGUGGAUUGGCACGCUACGAGAAGCAGAGGGAUGCUGUGUGGCAUAAGCUCGCAAAGACUAUUCACGAGUUAGAUGCCACCCGCACGUCUGCUGCGGCCGUCUGA
This is a messenger RNA of Serendipita indica DSM 11827, 2643 nucleotides long. Lineage: Eukaryota; Fungi; Basidiomycota; Agaricomycetes; Sebacinales; Serendipitaceae. The record is from the annotation of a GenBank genome assembly.